Messenger RNA from Mauremys mutica (yellowpond turtle), 2327 nucleotides. Its product is annotated as zinc finger protein RFP-like. The transcript is spliced from 7 exons. Bases 31 to 1470 code for a protein of 479 amino acids. Lineage: Eukaryota; Metazoa; Chordata; Testudines; Geoemydidae. The record is from RefSeq and is a predicted model, not a curated record. Gene Ontology annotation, molecular function: zinc ion binding; protein binding.
UAAAUUCCUCUCUUCUCUGCAGAAGCAGCCAUGGCUGCUGCGACUCCAGCACAACUGCUCCUCGCUGAACUGACUUGUUCGGUGUGUCUAGAUUAUUUUAAAGACCCAGUGUCUCUAGCUUGUGGGCACCAUUUCUGCCAGGCCUGCAUCACUCAGUGCUGGGAAGGAUUGAGUGCAGACUUCCCCUGUCCUGAGUGCAGAGAAACCUUCUCCCGGAGAAACCUCAAACCAAACAGACAGCUGAGGAAUAUCGUAGACGCUUCCAGAAAACUGACACUGGAGUCAGCAAAAGAACCAGACGUUGAGACUGUGUGUGACAAACACAAGGAGAAUUUAAAAGUCUUCUGCCAAAAGGAUCAAACACUCAUUUGUGUGGUUUGCCAUCUGUCCCAAGAUCACAAAGGACACCCUGCGGUUCUCAUAGAGGAGGCUGCUGAGGAUUACAAGAAACAAAUUCGGAGCCGUUUGGAGAGUUUGAAGAAAGAGAGCGAAGAGAUUCUGACAUUUAAAUUGAGUGGGGAAAAUAAAAGCCCUGAACUGCUGAAACAGCUACAAACUGAGAAGCAGAAGAUUGUGGCUGAAUUUCAGCAACUGCGCCAGUUUUUGGAGGAACAAGAGCGACACCUGCUGGCCCAGUUGGAAGAGCUGAAGAAGGAAAUUGGAAAGGGGAGGGCUGAGUAUGUUGCCAAAUUAUCUGAGGAACUCUCCUCUUUCAGUUCCCUGAUCAGUGAGUUGGAGCAGAAGUGCCAGCAGCCAGCGAGUGAAUUCCUGCAGGACAUCAAAGGCACCUUGAGCAGAUGCGAGAGGGAGAAGUUUCAGAACUCAGGGGCCUUUUCUUCUGACCUGAAAUGGAGACUCUGGGAAUCUUCUCAAAGAAAUGCAUCUCUGGAGACCAUAGUGCAGAAAUUCAAAGACUCACUCUCGUCCAGACAGCGGUUGGACAAAGCGAACGUGACUCUGGAUCCACACACGGCCCAUCCCCAACUCAUCGUAUCUGCGGAUCGGAAAAGUGUGAGAUUGGGAUGCACAAGGCAGGACCUGCCCGACAACCCUGAGAGAUUUGACCCUGCGCCCUGUGUGCUGGGCUGUGAGGGAUUCACCUCAGGCCGACACUACUGGGAGGUGGAGGGGGGGGCUGGGGGAGUCUGUGAUGUGGGGGUGGCCAGAGCAUCUGUGAGCAGGAAAGGACGGAUCAGCCUUAACUCUGAGCAGGGGGUCUGGGCUGUGGAGAGCAGGGAGGAUCAGUACUGGGCUCACACGUCCCCUGAGCAGCGCAUCCGCUUCCCCCCGAGCUCAGCACCCCGCAGGAUCCGGGUGUAUCUGGACUAUGAACAGGGGCAGGUGUCGUUUUUCAAUGCUGGUACCGGGGACCCAAUCGUCACUUUCCCGCCGGCCUCUUUCGCCGGGGAGAGAAUCCGCCCGUUCUUUGGUGCUGUUGGUUCUAGUGCGCGGCUCACCCUGUGUCCCUGAGGUGCCCUGUCUGUGCCCAUGAAACAGGCUCCUCUAGCCCCCACCCCCCUGAUCUGUAUGGCCUGGAGGACUCAGCUGCCCGCCUCCCCCCUACGCAGAUUGGGCUGAAGGGGGGUGACGCUCUCCCCGUAGCUCUAUGGCUGUGGAGGUCUGUGGGAGGCUCUAGGCUGGGACUCUGCUCCUAGGAGGCCAACUCUGUGCAGUGGGAGGGGGGUGUCCCACCAAGGAAGGAGGGAGCCGCCUUGUGGGGGAUGGACCCAGCCGAGGGCCAGGGAGAGACCCCUCAACUGGCGGGGAGGCCUGGCUGAAGGGGCUGCGGGGAGAGGAGCGGGGGACAGCCCAGAGGGCAAACCAGGCGCCAGGCGGGAGAGGUUCCCAGGAGACCAGGGGCAGGUGUCGCAGGGGAAGCAGAGCUGGGCAGGGAGGACCCAGCUGCACAGACAACGUCCUGCCCCUUGACUUGGGGCGCACAGAGGCUGGGGACCCGUCGGGCCCCCCAGGGUUCCCCCAAUCAGAGCCCAGGACUGGAGUCCUCUGCUCCCCUUCAGCGGCUCUUCCAGCUUACUCUAUGUGUCACUCCGUGCAGCCGAUGAAGGGGUUUUAGCCCACGAAAGCUUCUGCCCAAUAAACGUGUUGGUCUCUAAGGUGCCACAAGGACUCCGCGCUGUUUUUGCUGAUACAGACUAACACGGCGACCCCUCUGAAACCUGACCCAGUCGAUUACGUGGCCUCUUCUCUUUCAUCCCACAACUCUUCCUCGCGCCGCCAUGUUCUGGGGCAGUCAAUAGGGGCACCACAAGCCAAAUCCAGACCGCCAGACACUAUUGAACGGAGCACGAAAUCUUUUAUUUACUUAU